Messenger RNA from Closterium sp. Yama58-4, 4206 nucleotides. NCBI's taxonomy places the organism in Eukaryota, Viridiplantae, Streptophyta, Zygnematophyceae, Desmidiales, Closteriaceae. The record is from the annotation of a GenBank genome assembly.
AUGUCUUCCGCACUCGCGAAGCUCCAGCAAACUGGAACCGGCAUUGGAAACCACGCGUUGAUCGCGCUGAAGCUUCGCCUUCCGGGGAAGAAAGUGGGGAGCUUAACGGCGGAUACGCACCACCAUGUGAAGCAUCUGUUUGAACAGCGAUUCCUGUACUAUGGGGAUAUGAUCGACUCCACAACUUCCGACUGCGGUAGCGUCAACGAACAGCUUUCCAGCCUGCGGUGUGCGAUGGAGGAGGCUAUUCUCACCAACAGAACGUUCGUGCUGCCUCGCCACAUCUGCAUCCGCCCUGCAUUCAACAUUGAUGCUGCCAGGAUAGUGAACACAUCCCAAACGGAGAUGCUUCUAGAGGAUCUCUUCGACCUUAAAGCCAUCGCCAAAGCUUUGCCUAAGGGCCUCGUCUUUGCUGACUCUGACGACUGGAAACAGACUCUCGCCGUCGCCCAGGACGCGCAAACCCUGGCGGACGCACGGAAGAAAAUGUCUGCUGGGAAGGAGGGAGGGGAGGGUGGGGGAGCGGGUGGGGGAGGGGGAGCGGAGGAGGAGGAGGAGGACGAGACGCCGGCGCAGUAUUUGGUGGUGGAGGAUGGGAGUGUGAGUUGGAGGGAGCUUCGGGACGUGCCUGAUUAUGCCGAGGCUAAGAUUGUGCAUCGGAAGGAUGACCGACCCUGGAGGAGGGCGUGUGAAACGCGGUUCAACGGCACAGCAGUGAUCUACCAUGGCCCGCCCUUUGCCAAAUACAUCCGCGACCUAGCCAUGCAGCUAUCUGAGAAGCUGGGCCAUUUUGUCUUUCUGCACGUGCGCCGGCACAACACGGACAUCAUGAGGGACGACGCCUCUUACCUGCGCUGUCGGCACCUCGACCGUGACACACGUGUGCCAGCUAUCCGGAGGCACAUCUGGCGCCUUAUACCUGAAAACAGCACUCUCUAUAUUGCCACAGACGAAGUCAACCAGGGGUUCUUCUCAGGCCUCAAGCAGUGGUAUGACAUUCGCCUUGCUCGGAGCUUUGACCAUAUCCUCAAAGGCAAGGUCACCAACAACUACCAGGUGUUUGCCAUUGAGAAGCACCUCUCCAAGUUUGCAUCCUUCUUUGUAGCCACAUUCUGUGAUGAGGCUGACUCCUAUGACUUCCCUCGCCUGAUCAAGCUCUCACAGCAACAUUACCACCAACAGCAGCACCACCGGUCGUCGAUCUCCUGCCGAGCCACCGUCUCUCAGGACCCGGCAACCCUCUCCUCAAUACGGGACGCCGUUAACGGUAACGUUAACGUCAAUGCGGAAACCGAUGCCGUCCCGUCGUCUCCCCUCAGCUACGACUCACCGCCUGCCGCUCAAACCGGCAACGGCGCGUCCCCGGAGUUCCCGCAACCCGUGUCUGGGUUGUCGUUUUCCGAGCGCAAAUUCGGACCGUUGGCGGAGGUGCCUCCGGAGGAAUACGAUUUGGCGGUGGCGGAGCGCGCGGUGCAGCUGUCUUGCCGGCUGACGCAGCGCGUGCAGGACCAGCUGCGACGCGCGGAAGACGUCGCGCGGUCGAAGAAGGACAAGUCGUUCGUCACCGUCGCAGACUGGGGAGUGCAGGCGGUGGUGAGCUGGGUGCUGAAGCAAGCCUACCCCGACGAGCCAAUCUCCAUGGUGGCGGAGGAAGACACCAAGGAGCUCACUGGCCAGGCGGGCGUGGCCGUGCUGCAGCGCCUCGUGCAAACCGUCAACGAGUGCCUCGCGGAAGCCGCCCUAGUCGGGAUCCCCCCGCCCGAAGCGCCGCUCACGGCGGUGCAGGUGCUGCAGGCGAUCAGCCGCGGGGGGUCGGAGGGGGGCGCGGAGGGGCGGCACUGGGUGUUGGAUCCCGUAGACGGGACGUUAGGGUUUGUGCGGGAUGAUCAAUACGCGGUCGCGCUCGCGCUGCUGCAGGACGGGCAGCUGAAAGUCGGCGCGCUGGGCUGCCCGAAUUUUCCGGUCAGGUCGGGGUGGCUCCGGCACCCGCACCGGUUCCACCGGCUGACCGCGAAAUAUUUCCCGCCGACCAAGUGGCAUAAGGGGUUUGUGCUGAAGGCGCAGAGGGAGGGUGGUGCGUGGAUGGAGUCGCUGGUGGAGAUUGGGAGGGAUGGAGGGGCGUUGAGAGCGGUUCCAGUGCCGGUUAGGGUUUCGCCUGUGCGGGAUGCAGCGCUGGCGACGUUUUGCGAGCCGGUGGAGAAGGCAAACUCGAACCAAUCGUUCACUGCUGAGCUGGCAGACACGCUCGGCAUCAGCAAUGAGCCUCUCCGGGUGUACAGCAUGGCCAAGUAUGCCGCCAUUGCGCGGGGCGACGCUGAGAUCUUCAUGAAGUUCGCACGUGGCAGCUACAAGGAGAAGAUCUGGGACCAUGCAGCAGGCGUGAUUAUAGUGGAGGAGGCGGGCGGCGUGGUGACAGAUGCGGGUGGCAACCCCUUGGAUUUUAGCAAGGGGAGGUUUCUGCUGGGGCUGGACCGAGGGAUCAUGGCGACCAAUGGCCCGGAUAUGCAUGAGCAGCUGCUGAGCACUGUAGAUGCUAGCUGGAGUGCUUCUCGGCUGGAAGACCCUUGGCUCCCAGUGGACCCACCGACCCGCGUUAUCCGCUGCUUAUUCCAACUCCAGAAAUUAGGCGGCGCCUCUAAUUUGUUCUUUGAUCGCGGUUUUGUCCCAGAUCUUGGGCAAACGGAGGAGUAUGCAGGCAAUCCCAUCCCGAUGACGCCGCAUCAGAUGGCGUUGCUUCUUGAAGAGAUUGCCAAGCUCGACACGGAGAGAUUGAUUCUUGAACCCGGCGUCAUGCUAGCCGAUACGGGCACUGUUCUUAAUCUUAAUCUGAUUCGACAAAAGGCCCUCAGUCCCGCCUACACGCUACCAGAGAUGCUAAUGGAUCUAAAUUCCAUCUGCGAGCCUUUUCUGAACCAGAGCCCGAGCCACGCGCAAUACGCCAAAGGCUUUCUCGAAAACGCAAACGAGGCAAUUGUUAUCGCUGUCAGAGACGCGCAGGUAAGUUCGGCCGGCUAUCCGGCAGAUGGAACCGUUCCCGUCGCGAACGGGGAUCCGAACCAACAGCAAGGUCACGUGCAAUAUGCGCAGCCCGGACAAGAUCCACAGCAGCAGUAUCAGCAGCAGCCGCAAUAUCAGCAGCAGCCGCCGCAGUACCAACAACAACCACAGCAAUACCAGCAGCAGCAGCCACAGCAACCGCAGUACCAGCAGCAGUAUCAGCAACAACCGAUGCCGCCUCAACAGCAGCAGUACCAGCAGCAACCGCCGCCGCCACAGCAACAGCAACAGUACGUGCAGCAGGACGGCAGCAUGUACGCUCCACCAAACGGAAUGGUAAACCAGCAGAACGGACAGGGAAUGAACGGGACGGCCGGCAACUCUUGGGUGAUGCAAGUCGUUGGAGAAGACGGUAACGGUCAGAUGCAGCCUGGCGGCGUGAUGCAGAAUCAACACCACCAGCAGCAGCAGAUGCCACAUCAGCAUCAACAGCAAGCGGGUUACCAUCACCAACAAAACGGCAUGGUGCAGCAAGGGGGGCAGAUGGUGGGUUACCAGCAGCAACACCCGCAGCACCAGCACCAGCAGCCACACCAUGUGGGUAUGGCUGGCGGUCCCCCCAUGGCUAACGGUCCCGGCGGAAUGCCCGAAGCAGUAGGCGACUCGUCUUUCGUUGGUAAGAAACGCCAGCGGAUGGAUAAACCCGGCGGCCCGGGCGCGCCGCCGAUGAAGGCCGCGUCGGGCGCGCCUCGGUCGCGCGUGGAGGGGCGGCGAUGCGAGGUGUGCGCGGUGAUUAAGAAGGCCGGGUGUGGCACGGAAAACGCGCACUUUCGGUGCCUGAAGCGGAAGCUUCCGGAAGGCGCGCAGGAGCUAGAGCGGAGAGUGGGAGAACUGGUAGACGUGGGGAAGGAGGAGCGAGUGACGGUGUGGAAUCCCAAGGAGGGGAGGAAGCUAAGCGGUCAGGCGGCUCCUAUGCUGAAAAACCUGGUCGGGUGGCUGGCGAGUCAUCCUGGUUGGGAGGCGCACCCACGAGGGUCUAGCCCUGUUGCAAGGAAGGUGACAAACAACGGAUCAUCCGGACCUCCUCCCCAGGCUCCCCCAGCGGGUCAUCAUCUCGCCCAUGCCCCCGCUCCUCCUGCUUCCGUGCCUGUGCACGUGCCCAUGCCUGUGCCUGUUUCUCAACAAGACCCCAUUCCCUCUCGAACAUAA